UCGGCGGCGCAGGAGCAGCAGGAGGUGGCAGUAGUGGCCACUCUUAGUUGAGGGGAGUCGGAGAGGUUGUCCCGUGAGGUCGGCGCGAAGCACACGCACAGCUCCAGAGGAUCAUCUGAAGGGGAGACAUGGAGGAGACGGGCGGUGCAAGUGCGUACGGGGCUGCGCUCGCAGGAGCAGAGGGCUUCAACUUCUUCAAGUUUAUCCGACAGCCGCACACCAUCGUGAGGCUGCUCAGCUGGAUAUUCUGCAUGGUGGUGUUUGGCUGCAUCACAACAGAGGGCUACAUCAACACUGUCUACACCGCUGAUGCAAAGUGCAUCUUCAACAAAAACGACUCUGCGUGUCAGUAUGCUGUGGGAAUCGGCGUGAUGGGCUUCCUGGCAUGCGUGGUCUUCUUGAUGUUCGAUGUUUACUUGCCUUACAUGAGCAACGCACAGGAGAGGAAGUACACUGUCAUGGCCGACCUGGGAUUCUCAGGGGUGUGGACCUUCCUGUGGUUUGUGUGUUUCUGCCUGCUGGCCAAUCAGUGGAGUCACACCAAGGACAUCAGCGGGGUCCCUGAGGACGCCGCACGCGCCACCAUCGCCUUCUCAUUCUUCUCCAUCGCCACCUGGGGAAUCCUAACCUACUUCGCUCUGGGUCGUUUCCGUCGUGGUGUGAAUGAAGUCUCUGUCCCCACCUACACGGAGCCACCACCCGAUCACCACACCGCCUACCCUCCAACCUACGCCCCCACUUCCUACAACCCCACGACCUACAACCCCGACUCCCACAACGCUUACCCCACUGAACCACACCGCUUAAAACAACUCACCGCAGCCUACGGCUACAGCCACCCAACUCCCCUGACAGCAGCGCUCAAACAACAUCGCCGGCAGCCAAGGCGCUCCACCCAACUACGGAGGGAGGCAUGGGGCGAUGGCGGCGUUCAUCUGUUGGUAGAGUGA
Mugil cephalus (flathead mullet) is the source of this 950-nucleotide messenger RNA. It is a transcript of the gene syngr2b, whose product is annotated as synaptogyrin 2b. The record is from RefSeq and is a predicted model, not a curated record. The transcript is spliced from 4 exons. Bases 129 to 950 code for a protein of 273 amino acids. Gene Ontology annotation, cellular component: synaptic vesicle membrane; neuromuscular junction. Lineage: Eukaryota; Metazoa; Chordata; Actinopteri; Mugiliformes; Mugilidae.